AUGGCUUGGGCUGACAAUCUCGAAGCAGAUGUUAAGCUCCAGCCCAGCAGUCCCCGACCACGGCAUGUUUUGCUGUUGCUGGUGCUAGCAUCCAUCCUCGGUACCAUUGUAUUUUAUCUGGCUCUGGGAGUUCUUUUACUUUGCUAUUCUUCAGAUGCUUCUCCGCUACUGGCCGUCAUCACCACAAGCUCGCGGUUGAAUGACCAGUGGAGUUAUUGGUCGCCCUUUUACGCUGUCUCGAAGAGUAGCAUUGCGCUUUUUGAAAAACCCAAAGGUCUCAACGUUGUCGCUGUCGUGAGCUAUAGGAGUCUCGAGCGGACCUCCGUUUUGGACUGUUAUCUUCAGAGAAAUCUCGUCGAGAAUGGCGGUCUAUUAGACGAGGUUGUGUUCAUUCCGGAGACCGCCGAGCCGAUGCAUCUCGAAUGGCUUGACGAGACGGUGAAUAAAUCGGACUCUUAUUCCAUCCAGCCUUCUUGGCAGGAACUGCCCUUUUUGAACAAUGACGGCGAAAGUAAUAAGAGCCAUCAUCUAUAUGUUAAAAUCGACGGAGACGUGGUAUAUAUCGAGGAUAAUGUGAUCCCAACAAUUGUCAAUACGAAACUGCAGCAUCCAAAAAUGACCCUGGUAUCUGCCAAUGUUAUUCACCAACCAGCAGUCGCGAAAUUCCACCGACGGCCUGGGGUAGUUGUGCCCCAGCUGUUUGAUUUUGACUCAUGGACAGCAAGCACUUCAUAUGAACAGGACAAUCAGCGUGAACCGACUCUGCUGUAUUGGAAAAACGUGCUUACAAUGCAAUGGCAGGGAUGGUUGCGCCGUGCGGGCAGACUUCCAGGGUCGGCUGAUGCUUUUUCAACACCAGCAGCAUCGGCAUCGCUACUAGGUGACACUGAAAGAUAUGCCUGGGUAGCCCAGGCCCAACAACAUAACUCAUUCCUACAUCAUCUCGAGCGCGGGGAUAUGGAUUUGCAACGAUACAAGUUCCCGCUGUGGAUAAAUCCACCGGAAGAGGUCUCCGGUGCAUUUGUUUGCGCUACUAGAGCCGAUAUGACUGCUUUGAUGACUACAAGCGAGAAGGAUGGUAGCAACUUGUCGACGCAGUUGCUGAAGAAACAUACGAUAAUUGAUGGUAAGGGAGUCGUAUCGCAUUAUGACGGCAUAGCGGGCUUGGACGGAUUGGAUUCGACCAAUGUGCUUGGUCGGUAUCGAAGCUAUGCUGAGGAGAAUGUCUGUCCGAAGCGGGACAGCUGA
Talaromyces atroroseus is the source of this 1248-nucleotide messenger RNA. RefSeq lists its product as hypothetical. The record is from RefSeq and is a predicted model, not a curated record. The transcript has 2 exons. Bases 1 to 1248 code for a protein of 415 amino acids. Lineage: Eukaryota; Fungi; Ascomycota; Eurotiomycetes; Eurotiales; Trichocomaceae.